Messenger RNA from Pogoniulus pusillus (Red-fronted tinkerbird), 1660 nucleotides. RefSeq names its product HEPACAM family member 2 (gene HEPACAM2). Gene Ontology annotation, biological process: centrosome cycle. The coding region runs from base 1 to 1560 and encodes 519 amino acids. The record is from RefSeq and is a predicted model, not a curated record. The transcript is spliced from 10 exons. Gene Ontology annotation, cellular component: Golgi apparatus; centrosome; spindle. NCBI's taxonomy places the organism in Eukaryota, Metazoa, Chordata, Aves, Piciformes, Lybiidae.
AUGCCGGUGUCGGUGUCAGUGCCGGUGUCAGUGCCGAAGGCGCUCAGCGGCCCCGCGCAGCAGCGGGCUCCGGCCGCCGCCGCGGCCCGCACGGCGCAGCCAUGUUGGCCGCCACCUGACAGGCGCUCCCGCUGCUCCCUGGGAGCGGUAGUGCUGCGGAGCCGCGGCCCGACUACAACUCCCGGCAGCGCGGCCGAGCGGGCAGCCGGUGUUUGUUCUGCCUUGAAGCUGACAGUGCCCUCUCAUACCGUCCAUGGCAUCGAGGGGCAGCCACUGCAGCUCACCGUCGACUACAAUUUCAAUGCUACAGCCUCAGAGAUCCAGAUCAUUUGGCUUUUUGAGAGGCCUCAGAGUAACCCAAAAUACCUGCUGGGUGCUGUAAAUCAAACAGUAGUUCCAGACUUGGAAUAUCAGCACAAGUUUACCCUCAUACCCCCAAGUGCAUCUCUGACAAUCAACCCAUUGCAUCUCAGCGAUGAGGGCAAUUACAUCGUCAAAGUCAACAUCCGUGGAAAUGGAACAACAGCUGCCAGCCAGAAGAUUCAAGUUGCUGUGGAUGUUCCUGUCACAAAGCCAGUUGUACAUACUGAACCAUCUUCAGGAGUGGUGGAGUUUGUAGGCAAUAUUACACUAAAGUGUACUGUGGAGAAAGGAACGAGGGUAGUUUACCAGUGGAUGAAAAAUGGGAAGCCUCUCCAUGCCAGCCCUAAUUACACUUUUUCCUCAAACAAUGCAACAGUUCUGAUUGUUCCUGUGGUAAAAGAAGACACUGGGAACUACAGCUGUCUGGUGUCUAACCCUGUCAGUGCAAUGGAAAGUGAGAUAAUUGCACCAACCAUCUAUUAUGGACCUUAUGGCCUUCGAGUUAAGUCAGAUAAAGGUGUGAAUAUAGGGGCAGUCUUCACAGUGGACAUGGGGGAAGUUAUUCUGUUUGACUGCUCAGCGGAUUCAAACCCACCAAACACUUACUCCUGGAUCCAAAGGGCUGACAAUAGCACUCAGGUCAUCAAAUAUGGGCCCCACCUGGAAGUUGUGUGCCACGAGGUGGCCCAGAAGACAAUCGAUUAUGUUUGCCGCGCUUUCAACAACGCCACCGGGAAGCGAGAUGAGGCUCAGGUCACAGUGGUCGUCACCUCUGUAGGAUUGGAAAAGCUGGCCCAGAAGGGAAAAUCUUUGCCAUCUCUUGCUGUAAUAACAGGAAUUUCAUUAUUUCUGAUCCUUGCUAUGGCAUUUUUAUUCCUAUGGAAAAGAUAUCAGCCACAUAAAGUGAUCCAACAGAAGCUGCAGAGCAGGCCAGAAGGUGACUACAGGAAGGCUCAAACAUUUUCAGGACAUGAAAGUGCUUUGGAUGAUUUUGGGAUAUAUGAAUUUGUUGCUAUUCCUGAUCUUGCUGGUGGUCCCAGGGUUUCAAGUCAGUCUGCUCUUGGCUCUGACUUUGUCCCAAGGCAGGAUGUACUUACCACCAUUUAUGAAGUUAUUCAUCAUAAUCCUGAGCAACCACAAGAAGACCAUCAACAUGAAUCUCAGAGCACAGAAUCGCCUGACUGGAGGAGACCUUAAGAUCCUGGAGUCCUACCAUGUCCCUGUACACAACUCUCAGACUGUGUCCCUGAGGCUCCUUAUCCUGCGGGAAUGGCAGCUCCACCACUUCCCUGGGCAG